CAUACGUGUAUUUAAUUAGAGAUGUUCAUACAUCAUAUGAGUUCAUGACAAAUGGAGUAACAUUCAAGCAAUCAAACUACAGAAAAACGAAAAUCAAAUCUCACAUACCAAUGGAUGAUUCUCAGGGAUCCUAUCAACCCAACUCCGAUGGCAUCCCAACAGAUCUAUUCGUCUCCAAGAAGAAGAAGAAGCCACACAACACAAUCACGACCUCCAACGCUGCCAAUCUCAGAUUCACCGAUUCUUCUGCAAAUUUAGUCUUCUCCGUUGACCCUCCUCCUCGAUUGAACACUCCUACUACGUUUCUUAAGCGUCUACUUGCUGAUUCUUCUGGAAAUCCCCUCAUUUCCAUUGCUCGUAACCAGAAAUCGACAUGGCAGGGUUUUAGGAAGGAUGGUAGUGAAGAGAAGGAUUUGAUGUUCAGAGUGGAGAGAAUAAGGAAUAAGCUUACGAGACUGGAGUUUCAAGUGUUUGUUAAUAAUGGAAACCCUAACAAGUCCGAUUUCAAGAUGAGAGGUUCACCCUUUCAUAGAUCCUGCACCAUUUAUAAGGGCGACUCCAUAGUAGCACAGACUAGUCUUAUGUACAAGCUUGGGAUCCAAAAUGUAGUGGUGGCAAGAAAUAGAUUCCGAGUAACAAUAUUUCCAGGAUAUGCGGAUACUGAUUUUAUUGUAGCUUUGAUUGUUAUAUUUUUCUAUGGUCGAAAAUUAUGGAUUUAAAUAUAAAUGCAUAAAUUGUACAUUCUUGUAUAUAUGUCAAUUGAGUA
Lactuca virosa is the source of this 766-nucleotide messenger RNA. NCBI's taxonomy places the organism in Eukaryota, Viridiplantae, Streptophyta, Magnoliopsida, Asterales, Asteraceae. The record is from the annotation of a GenBank genome assembly.